Molecule: messenger RNA, 3181 nt
Organism: Schistosoma spindalis
Lineage: Eukaryota; Metazoa; Platyhelminthes; Trematoda; Strigeidida; Schistosomatidae
Source: the annotation of a GenBank genome assembly
CUAAUUUAACUACAUCAGAACGUCUGAGGGAUGCAUGUUGAAUUAAUGAACUUGGAGAAUGCUGGUCUCCAGGACCGUGUUAUAGAUUUGGAAAAACGAAGUGCUGAACAAGCCAAUGAACUAGCUUGUCUAAGAAGCUCUUUGGCUGAUUGUCUACGUCGCUUAAAUCUUUUGGAAAGUGCUAGAGGCUCCAAUGUAACUAAAACUAAUUCACGUACUGACUCGUCCUAUUCAUCAAAACGACAUACAAAUUCUCGUAAUCCUACUUCUACUGGUCAUCAAUCGAAAAAUUCACGUGACAGUUCAUUAGUUGUUCCACAUUCUACAACAACAAGUACAACAGCAAGAACUCGUUUAAAAAGUCCUCAAAGUGUUCGAUUAAGUUCAUCAUCAACUACUUUAAAUAAUCAAACGGCUGGUGCUAGCGGUGCAACAAAUCAAACAAGACGAAAUCGGAUUACUAGCGCUAGUUCAGAGGAUAGACAAUUUCAUAAUUUCAAUAAUAAUAAUAAACAUGAAAGUGACAACAAAACUUUAUCUAUGUAUGAAUAUAAUGAUAUGAUAAUGUCACGACAAAGUGAGCCUAUUACUUACCAACAAAAAUCAUCCACUUUAAAAUCGAAUACAUCUUCACGAUAUUAUGAAGCUUCUAAUGGACCAUCUGGUUAUACAGUAUUUUGGAGAUCAGCUUAUGAUGGUGAAUUAGAUGAUAUAUAUCGAAUGAAUCAUUGUCAAAGUCCUCCAGGUCAACAACAUCAACAACAUUCUGUAUCUUUGUCUUCAUCAUUUCGAAAAAAUCAUACAGUUGCUCCACCUCCUCCACCACCACCUGCUCUCCCACCAUCAUCUUUAUGUAUACCGCCAAAUCUUGUUCGUCGUGGUCGUCCAUCCUCUGGACCAUCUUCCUCAGUAAAUUAUUGUGCUAAUGAUUCAGAUGAUCGUUCUGUACAUUUAACAUCAACUGGUCGUUCUCUUCAUCCUACGGCUUGGAAACCUGGUGGAGUAGCAAUAUGUCCUACAAAUCGUGAAGUGAUUUCAUCAGUGAAUAAACCAUCAUGUAUACCCAAAUUUCAUGAUGAUGACUCCAAGGAAACUACUUAUUUACCAGGUGAUGGAAUUCUACGAUUUUAUAUUCGUGGACGUCCAGUCAAUGUUUAUAUGCCUACACAAAUUAUGCAAAAUUAUGAUUUGUCAAUUCCAUUGAAAGCACCGGAUACGACGUUGAAAUUGGAAUGGAUUUAUGGUUAUCGUGGGCGAGACUGUCGAAAUAAUUUACAUUAUCUUCCAACUGGAGAGUUAAUUUAUUUUGUUGCAGCUGUUGUAGUAUUGUAUAAUAUUGAAGAACAAUGUCAAAGACAUUAUUUGGAACAUACGGAUGAUGUAAAAUGCAUUGCUAUCCAUCCGGAUCGUAUCACCGUGGCUACUGGUCAGUCUGCAGGACAUGAUAAGCAGUUUGGAAAGCCACAUGUACGAAUUUGGAGUUCAGUCGAUUUGAAAACACUGAAAAUUAUUGGUUUGGGCGAAUUUGAACGUUCAAUAUGUUGUUUGUCUUUUUCAAAAACGGAUAGCGGAGUUAAAUUAUGUGCAGUUGAUGAAGCUACAGAUCAUGUAAUUUCAAUAUGGGAUUGGCAGAAAAGUCGCAAAAUAACGGAGACUAAAUGCUCCACAGAACCAAUAACAGCUGUUGAAUUUCAUCCAUUAGAUGAUGCAACCCUUGUAACUGGUGGUAAAGGUCAUUUAGCAUUUUGGACAUUCGAUGGAUGUACACUAAGUAAAAAGAUGGGAAUAUUUGAAGUAACUCAUCAAUUUUUAACUGGUGGACGUGAUCAUUUAGUUAUUCUAUGGGAUUCAUUAUCAAAACAAGCUAUAUGGUCAAAAGAAUUCACUGAUGCUAUACAUUGUGCUGCAUUCUAUCCACUUCAAUCACAUUUAAUAACAAAUGGGACUAUGAGUCCAGUUAAUAAUGAUAAUAAUAUAAUUGAUGAAACAAAUAAUUUAGAUUUUAAUGUAUCAAUGAUGAAUUCACAUGAUUUAUUAGUAGUAUUAGGCACAAGUACAGGACGUUGGUUAGUAUUCAAUUGUUUAAAACAAGAAAUAAUUGCUGCGCAUUCUGAUGGACUUGGUGAACAGAUCGAAUGUGUUGCAUAUUCACCUGAUGGAAACUACUUAGCUCUUGGUUCACGAGAUAAUGUUAUUUAUGUAUAUAAUGUGUUAGAACGUGGCUACAAAUACAAUCGUGUUGGACGUUGUUGCGGUCAUUCUAGUUUUAUCCUACAUAUUGACUGGUCUGUAGAUGGUCGAUUUUUACGUUCUGUAUCAGGAGAUUAUGAAAUACUGUUUUGGACUGCAUUUGAUUGUAGACAAGUUGUCUCACCUAGUACACUACGUGAUUUAGAAUGGGCUAGUCAAACAUGUACACUUGGUUGGGAAGUAGCUGGAAUUUGGCCAUCUGAUUCAGAUGGUACUGAUGUUAAUGCUUGUGAUCAUAGUCCAACUGCUGAUAUUUUAGCUACUGGUGAUGAUUAUGGAAAAGUUAAACUAUUCAAAUAUCCAACUAUUAAACCAAAGGCUGAAUUUCAUGCUUAUAAUGGUCAUUCAAGUCAUGUGACAAAUGUAACAUUUUUAUAUGAUGGAUCUAGAUUAAUAUCUACUGGGGGCAAAGAUACAGCUGUAUUACAAUGGGAAGUAUGCAUUUGAUACAUGAUACUAUGUGAUAAAUACAUAUUCAUUCAUUUAAUCAUUUACUUCUUCAAUACUGUUCAUAGUUAUUAUUGUCUUUUUCUAUUCAUACUCACCAUAUCAUCAUUUACAACUCAAUUAUACGCUUGAAGGGUAAUAAAAUAAAGAGUAUUCGACAGUUGUCUGUACGGUUUUCUGAUACCUUCAAAUUUAAAUGUAUUUGUCACAAUCAUUCAUUUCUUCAUAAAGUUUGAUCAUGUAUGUGUGCAAUACAUUUACAAUUACAAAAGAAUACAAUUUAGCAUAGUUAAUUUAUUAUUAUAGUCUAUAACCCUUUGUCUUAAUAAAAUUAUUAACAUGUUUGUUUGCUAUUGUUACUAGUUUUCUGCCUCCACCCCACCCCGAAAAACCUUUUUCUCCUUUACUAAUAUACCAUAUUAAUAAGUUGUUUAUUGAUUUAUUUAUUUAUAAAAAGCGGCAUAGUUUUUUCGUGAUAAAACAG